Messenger RNA from Lepus europaeus (European hare), 7073 nucleotides. RefSeq names its product fibronectin type III domain containing 3B (gene FNDC3B). The record is from RefSeq and is a predicted model, not a curated record. The transcript is spliced from 26 exons. Lineage: Eukaryota; Metazoa; Chordata; Mammalia; Lagomorpha; Leporidae. Gene Ontology annotation, molecular function: protein binding. Bases 123 to 3746 code for a protein of 1207 amino acids.
GAGGGCGGCAGGGAUCCUGCGGGCUGCCGACUGGGAAGGCGUGGGCGACGCGUGUGUGGCGCGCCCGGAGCCCCGCGUUUCAGCCCCAGGGAAGGAAGCCGGUUGAGGGAAAUUCUCCAUGAAUGUAUGUCACAAUGAUGAUGACCGACCAGAUCCCUCUGGAACUGCCACCCUUGCUGAACGGAGAGGUAGCCAUGAUGCCUCACCUGGUGAACGGAGAUGCAGCUCAGCAGGUUAUUCUUGUUCAAGUUAAUCCAGGUGAGACUUUUACAAUCAGAGCAGAGGAUGGAACACUUCAGUGCAUUCAAGGACCUGCUGAAGUUCCCAUGAUGUCACCCAAUGGAUCUAUUCCUCCCAUCCAUGUGCCUCCAGGUUAUAUCUCACAGGUGAUUGAAGACAGUACCGGAGUCCGCCGGGUGGUGGUGACGCCUCAGUCUCCUGAGUGUUACCCACCAAGCUACCCCUCAGCCAUGUCUCCCACCCAUCACCUGCCUCCAUACCUGGCUCACCACCCGCAUUUUAUUCACAACUCUCACACUGCUUACUAUCCACCUGUGACUGGACCUGGAGAUAUGCCGCCCCAGUUUUUCCCUCAGCAUCAUCUUCCCCCGACAAUCUAUGGCGAGCAAGAAAUUAUACCGCUCUAUGGAAUGUCCAGCUACAUUACUCGUGAAGACCAGUACAGCAAGCCUCCGCACAAGAAGCUCAAAGACCGCCAGAUUGACCGCCAGAAUCGCCUCAACAGCCCUCCUUCUUCUAUCUACAAAAGCAACUGCACCACGGUGUACAAUGGCUACGGGAAGGGGCACAGCGGAGGGAGUGGCGGAGGCGGGGGCGGUGGCAGCGGCGGAGGGCCUGGAAUCAAAAAAACAGAGCGGCGAGCAAGGAGCAGUCCAAAGUCGAAUGAUUCCGACUUGCAAGAAUAUGAGUUGGAAGUAAAAAGGGUGCAAGACAUUCUUUCGGGAAUAGAGAAACCACAGGUUUCGAACAUUCAGGCAAGAACAGUCGUAUUGUCCUGGGCUCCCCCAGUCGGACUUUCCUGUGGACCCCACAGUGGUCUUUCCUUCCCCUACAGUUACGAGGUUGCCUUAUCAGACAAAGGACGAGAUGGAAAAUACAAGAUAAUUUACAGUGGAGAAGAACUAGAAUGUAACCUGAAAGAUCUUAGACCAGCAACUGAUUAUCAUGUGAGGGUGUAUGCCAUGUACAAUUCCGUAAAGGGAUCCUGCUCCGAGCCAGUCAGCUUCACCACCCACAGCUGUGCACCUGAGUGUCCUUUCCCUCCCAAGCUGGCGCACAGGAGCAAAAGUUCACUAACCUUGCAGUGGAAGGCACCAAUUGACAAUGGUUCAAAAAUCACCAACUACCUUUUAGAAUGGGAUGAGGGAAAAAGAAACAGUGGUUUCAGACAGUGCUUCUUCGGGAGUCAGAAGCAUUGCAAGUUGACAAAGCUUUGUCCGGCGAUGGGGUACACGUUCCGGCUGGCUGCCCGGAAUGACAUCGGCACCAGCGGUUACAGCCAGGAGGUGGUAUGCUACACACUAGGGAACAUCCCCCAGAUGCCCUCGGCACCAAGGCUUGUUCGAGCCGGCGUCACAUGGGUCACCUUGCAGUGGAACAAGCCAGAAGGCUGUUCACCCGAGGAAGUGGUUACCUACACCCUGGAAAUUCAGGAGGACGAAAAUGAUAACCUUUUCCACCCAAAAUACACUGGAGAGGAUUUAACCUGUACUGUGAAAAAUCUCAAAAGAAGCACACAGUAUAAAUUCAGGCUGACUGCUUCUAACACGGAAGGGAAAAGCUGUCCAAGUGAAGUUUUGGUUUGUACCACAAGUCCUGACAGGCCUGGGCCUCCUACCAGACCCUUGGUUAAAGGGCCAGUCACACCUCAUGGCUUUAGUGUCAAAUGGGAGCCUCCAAAGGACACUGGUGGUUCAGAAAUUCUCAAGUACUUGCUGGAGAUCACUGAUGGAAGCCCUGAAGCGAAUCAGUGGGAAGUGGCGUACAGUGGAUCAGCUACCGAGUACACCUUCACCCACCUGAAGCCAGGCACUUUGUACAAGCUCCGAGCAUGCUGCAUCAGCACCGGGGGACACAGCCAGUGUUCUGAAAGCCUCCCCGUUCGCACACUAAGCAUCGCACCAGGUCAGUGUCGGCCGCCGAGGGUUCUGGGUAGACCAAAGCACAAAGAAGUCCACUUAGAGUGGGAUGUUCCUGCGUCUGAAAGUGGCUGUGAGGUCUCCGAGUACAGUGUGGAGAUGACGGAGCCAGAGGCUGUAGCCUCGGAGGUGUACCACGGGCCCGAACUCGAGUGCACUGUUGGCAACCUGCUGCCCGGAACUGUGUACCGCUUCCGGGUGAGAGCCCUGAAUGACGGAGGGUACGGCCCCUAUUCUGAUGUCUCGGAAAUCACCACUGCUGCGGGCCCACCCGGACAAUGCAAAGCACCUUGUGUUUCUUUCACGCCCGACGGAUGUGUCCUAGUAGGCUGGGAGAGUCCUGAGAGCUCUGGGGCCGACAUCUCAGAGUACAGGUUGGAAUGGGGCGAAGAUGAAGAAUCCUUAGAGCUCGUUUAUCAUGGGACAGACACCUGCUUUGAGAUAAGAGAUCUGUUGCCUGCCGCCCAGUAUUGCUGCAGAUUACAGGCCUUCAAUCAAGCAGGAGCAGGGCCCUACAGUGAGCUUGUGCUUUGCCAGACACCAGCAUCUGCCCCUGACCCCGUCUCCACUCUCUGUGUCCUGGAGGAGGAGCCCCUCAAUGCCUACCCUGAUUCACCUUCUGUGUGCCUUGUACUGAGCUGGGAAGAGCCGUGCAAUAAUGGAUCUGAAAUCCUUGCCUACAACAUUGAUCUCGGAGACACUAGCAUUACCGUGGGCACUACUACCACCCACAUCGUGAAAGAUCUCCUUCCAGAAACCACCUACAGGAUCAGAAUUCAGGCUAUAAAUGAAAUUGGAGCUGGACCAUUCAGUCAGUUCAUUAAAGCCAAAACCCGGCCAUUGCCGCCCCUGCCUCCUCGGCUUGAGUGUGCUGCAGCCGGUCCACAGAGCCUGAAGCUAAAAUGGGGAGACAGUAACUCCAAGGCGCACGCUGCUGACGACAUGGUGUACACACUACAGCUGGAGGACAGAAACAAGAGGUUUAUUUCGAUCUACAGAGGACCCAGCCACACCUACAAGGUGCAGAGACUGACGGAAUUCACUUGCUACAGCUUCAGGAUCCAGGCCGCCAGCGAGGCUGGAGAAGGGCCCUUCUCAGAAACCUACACAUUCAGCACAACCAAAAGUAUCCCCCCCACCAUCAAAGCACCUCGAGUAACACAGUUGGAAGGAAAUUCAUGUGAGAUUUUAUGGGAGACAGUCCCACCAAUGAAAGGCGACCCUGUUAACUACAUUCUGCAGGUAUUGGUUGGAAGAGAAUCUGAGUACAAACAGGUGUACAAGGGAGAAGAAGCCACAUUCCAAAUCUCAGGCCUCCAGACCAACACGGACUACAGGUUCCGCGUGUGUGCGUGCCGUCGCUGUCUAGACACCUCUCAGGAGCUAAGCGGAGCUUUCAGCCCGUCUGCAGCUUUUGUAUUACAACGAAACGAGGUCAUGCUUACAGGGGACAUGGGGAGCUUAGAUGACCCCAAAAUGAAGAGCAUGAUGCCUACUGAUGAACAGUUUGCAGCCCUCAUUGUUCUUGGCUUUGCAACUUUAUCCAUUUUAUUUGCCUUUAUAUUACAGUACUUCUUAAUGAAGUAAACAAGCCCAACAAAACUAGAGGUAUGAAUUUCAUUAAUGCUACACAUUUUAAUACACACAUUUAUUCAGAUACUCCCCUUUUUAAGCCCUUUUUUUCUUUGAUUUAUAUACUUCUCUUGUUUUACAGAUUUAGCUAGGAAAAACAAUGUCAGUGUUUUGGUGCACCUUUUUGAAAUACAAAACUAGGAAGAGGUUAAACUGGAUUUUUAAAAAAAAAAAAAAAAAGAAAAAAAGAAAAAAAAAAGAGAAAAAAGAAGAAAAGCAAACCAGAUACCAAAAGCUAGCUUUCAUAUGUUUUCUUUUAAAUUUUCAGAUCUGCCUUCAUUUUGUUUUCACUGAUGUCUUUUGCAAGCCUUCGGUUGUUUUUUUUUUUUGUUUUUUUUUUUUGUUUUUUUCUUUUUCUUUUUCUUUUACGUUACAGUUUAGUAAUUUAUAUUCACAAAUCACUUCUUAUGUCUUGACCAUCUAUAUCUGUAACCAUGAAUAAAUCACAGUGUGUGUAGUUACAGGGCUAGGAUUCCAGUGUUGUCAGAGUAUUGCCACACAACAACAUACAGAAGAUGUGUUCACUCAGAUAAGGCUGAAACAACAUAUUGUCACCCAGUUAUUUAACUCUGUUUAGCUCAUUUAAAUCAAAAUGUGUACUUUAAUCUAAAAUGUUUUAAUGAUCUGUAUUUCUUAUGAUUUUAACACUAUGAGCUGCCUGUAUCAGAAAUCAAGUAAUCAGAAUGCACCUAUAAAUUAUGGAGCAUUGUAGAUUUUACCACGUCCAUUCAUAGCAGUAACUUUACAAGGGCAUCGUGCAAUAGUUAGUUGUUUCCUUGUUCAGCUAUUUUAAAAGCUGCUUUAACUUGUCUGUCUGUCUUUGUAUAUAACUACUUCUAAUAUAAUCACUAGAGUUAUUAUAUGCUGUUAUGUUUGACCAGAAUUAUAUGACAAGAACUGGUGACAGUUUAGUGCCUCUGCCCAUUAUCCAUGAUUUACACUAAUUGUGAGCAGUCUUCUUAAUGCGUCAGCUCAUUAUUCUCGAGAGAUUUGCCUGUAGGCUGUUCUUUGAGGUAUCAAUGAAGUGAUUGAAUUUCAGUACCUUAAUUUGGAGCCCAUACUACUAAUGUAACAGCAGAUGAAAAUGGAUGAAACCCAAAAGAGAGUCAUCUGGAUCUGUAGUUGCAGCUCUGCGGGGCUGCUCUGGCUGUGUGGAGAGGGACUGGUAUUUGGCAGUAAGCACAGGGUGGUUGGGGGUCAAGGAGCCGAGAUUCUCUCCCUGGAUCUGUCACUAACUUGCUGCGUGACCUGAACACGUCACUUUACCUCUCUGUGCCUCAGUUUUCCCAUGCAUGAGAAAUAAAAUAAAGUAAAAUGGGGAUUCUAAUGUUUGUAAGUGCUUUGAGAUCUUCAAUCAACAGGUGCUAUUGGAGUGCAAAGUGUUACUCUUGCAUGUUUAUUUUGAGUCAUGAGAUAAUCAAUUUUAACCCAAAGUCAUUGGAUUAUUUAUAUAAAGUCCAUAAUGUUCGAGUACCUCAGGGACAUUUAAGAGUUGGAGGUGCAAAUAUAUUCCAAAAGGGUGCAGCAGACACAGUGUAUCCCCUUGCUUCUGUUUCUGUAUAUUUUUGCUACUUGGUUUUUUGUUUUUUGGUUUUUUUUUUUCCAUGAUCAUAGCUAUUUUGUGCUUGGUCUAUGUUGUCUAAGAUGCAGUAUCCUGUACUAGCUUAUGAAAUUCCCAUACCAAAGUCAUGGGGAAACCAACAUUAUUUUGUUUUUGGUUUAUUUAUACUAUAUUCUGCAUACAGUACUUUAAAUGCCAAUUACAGUGCAAUCUUUAUUUAUUGUAAAAAUUUUUAAAUGUACUUAUGUACUAAUUUUCCCUUGUAGCAUGUUAAUUUUUUUUGUGUUUUAUACUUUUGUAAUUUUAGGUCAGUCUUGUUCUUUGGCAACAUCCGUAGUAUUAUUAAUCUUCUGACACUUUUCUUACAUUUUUAAAAGAUAAGAGCAUCUAGUGCAUUAAAUGCCAAAAAAAAAAAAAAAUCCAUUAUCGGUGAUUGAAACGUUUACAUGUACCCAGAAAACCAUAAUCAUCUCUUGAAAGAAUGCUAAGAUCAAUGAAUUAUUCUGUGUGCCUCUAUUGAUGUAGUAAGUUCUAGAGAUCUCUGUAUUUUGUUAUUGAAUAUAACAGUUUAAUUAGCCUUGCAAACUGAUGACAUCAAUAUAAAUAUAUUUUUGCCAAGUUCUGGCCUUCCAAAUCUCACCCCUCUAUUUAACUGUGUGAUGUGACCCACUAGGACAUUGCACCUGCAUUUUCUAAGACUAUUUUCAUGCAGGUGUUUUAGGCAGAAGGCUUUUUUUUUUUUUCUUAAGCAGUAAAAACAACUGAAUACAAAACCCUUUUUGCAGGGGAAAAAAAGGGUCUCUAUUUUGAAACACUUCAGCACUGCUGCUAUGAAGAAAUUCUCUGAAUUGGUUGAGUAUUUUUAAAGGAAAUAAUGCUUUAGGCCAAAUUUAUGAUGAACAUAUGAUCUUUUUGAGACUUUCAUUGUAACUGACCACCAGAAAGCUGAAGUGUGUGAAAUACAAGCUGACAGCACUUUGUUUUACUGGUCUCCCCUAUUUGGUAUUCAUUUAUAAUCCCUUCCGCCAUAAAAUUAUUGCUGCCUGUGGCACUGUUUUCUAUCACAAAUAUGUAUAUGUGAUAUGGAUAUGUAACCGUAUAUAUUGCCAUUACACGUGAACAGUAAAAUAAAGUGUUGUACCAGCCAUAUCUCUGCCCUUUUGCAAUGUGUAGGAGUGAGUGAGUGGCUUUCCGAUGCUCUGACUCCUCUCCGUAUGUCAGACUUAUUCCUGGCAUAAGAAAUUCCAGCCAUGUGAAGCAAACUGCCCUGUGUCCUCAAACUGUUUAAGAAGAAAACUUUUAUUAAAAGAUUUUUUUCAUAUUACCUGCCUUGUUCUUAUCAACUUGAAAUGUUGGCAUUUUUCUAACCUUGUUUUGUUGGCUACAGUAAUUCAAUAUUCAUUCAUGUCCAAAUUGAAAAGUGCCCUAAUUGAAUGUGUUUGAAUGUUAUCCUUGCACAAUUCUUCAAAUUGAAAGACGAAAUGUUUUACCUCACUGUUGGACAUACAUUCCAAGCUUUUCAACUCUAGGAGAGAAAAAAAAAAAAUCAUAUGUUUUCCUGUAUUGUAAAUUUUAGACUAUUUCAUAUACAUUGUAUUAAAACUGCCAUAUCAAUUUUAAUGUAUAGAUUUUGCAAAUACUAUGCUAUAUGUUAUACCUAACUGUAUCUGUAGUGUAUAUGUAAUAUAUUUAUGCCCAAUAAAUGUUUUAAUUCUUUCAGA